AUGGCGUUUCUACUAUACAUGCUGGGCAUGGCGCACCACCAAACCUCAGAUAUCCCAACCACCUCGAUGCAACAAAAUAAAGAGCGCAGGAGGCUACAAAAACCACCUCGAGCCUUCCGUCCCUGUAAAGACAUUUUCGAUGUUGUAAAGGCUCAAUCCUGCCUCACACUCACAGACAACGGUGAUGACGUUCUGACCGACCAGGGGCACAGUCAGCUCCAGAAAACCGGAAGUACGAGUACGAGCGAGGUCUCUUUUCAACAUCUAGCUAUACCCAACAAUGUCCUCGAAAUCCAUCCUUCAAAUCAUUCAAACGAAGCGCUCAGCCAUUAUUCCGGAGACGAAAUGGACGCUGGCGACUGCAAACGUCGAAGAUGCAAAACCCCAGUCUUGUAUGUUGGGCAGCUGGAAUCCGAGCCCCUAGAAAUCGAUGUCGACCCCGCCAAAUGCUACGCCGACCAGUAUCGCGCCGAAUUACCACCCCGCGUCUACACGCCCUCGAUUGCACCUCAGCUCGCGAACCCACGAAGAAGGCUUCGGAAAGUCAAAAGCCAGCUGAGUCUACGAGAUACCAUCAAAGCGCACGCACGAUCCAAUUCCUCCAUUUCGAGUUGCGAGACUCUCGUGGGCUUAGAUUCGCCUCAAUCACCAGCUUCAACACUCCCAACCUCGCCAACAAAAAGCUAUUUUGAGAUCGAGAAGCUCCAUUUAGUGGAUAAACCAUACAUGCGCAUCCUCCCGCCUGAUUCGCAGGCCUGGAACGCAGAUGCAGAUGCAGUCCCUGAACCGGACGAUGACAUCGCGCUUCAAAUGUGCACGACCCUUUUAUCCAAUGAACUCGCGACAGUGCUUUCCAAGCAACAUACGAGGGAACAGCAAGACCGGACAUCCGGAUUGCAACUCCUGCUCAUGAUUGAAGCCUACGAAGCCAUGCAGCAGCAAGUUCGACAAGAUCUCUACGAAUCGCAAUUCACGGGUCAGACAUGUCAAUUGAAAGGGCUUGACAGCAUCCUAGACCACUGGGUUGAUACGCUGUAUGCAAUGUAUGAGCAGACACAGAAGACCGAGUGCGAGAAAAUCGACGAGGCUGUUGAGAUUGAACAGGAGGUGGAUGACUGGCCAUUGCGGCAAUCUGUAAUGUCGCCGGCUCCAUACAUCAACCAAAGAGGCUGGUUCUGA
Lachnellula hyalina is the source of this 1179-nucleotide messenger RNA. RefSeq lists its product as uncharacterized. The record is from RefSeq and is a predicted model, not a curated record. NCBI's taxonomy places the organism in Eukaryota, Fungi, Ascomycota, Leotiomycetes, Helotiales, Lachnaceae. The transcript has a single exon. Bases 1 to 1179 code for a protein of 392 amino acids.